Sphenostylis stenocarpa is the source of this 660-nucleotide messenger RNA. The record is from the annotation of a GenBank genome assembly. NCBI's taxonomy places the organism in Eukaryota, Viridiplantae, Streptophyta, Magnoliopsida, Fabales, Fabaceae.
AUGGCUUCAGAGAGCUCAGAAGUGAGGCUAUUGGGGAAGUGGGCCAGCCCAUUUAGCAACAGGGUAGACCUUGCCCUCAAGCUCAAGGGAGUUCCCUACAAAUACUCUGAGGAAGAUCUUGCCAACAAGAGUGAGGACCUACUCAAGUACAACCCUGUCCACAAGAAGGUUCCUGUUCUGGUCCACAAUGGGAACCCUUUACCUGAGUCACUUGUUAUUGUUGAAUACAUAGAUGAGACUUGGAAAAACAACCCCCUUUUGCCUCAAGACCCUUAUGAGAGAGCCUUGGCACGUUUCUGGGCUAAGACCUUAGAUGACAAGAUUUUGCCUGCUAUAUGGAAUGCAUGCUGGAGUGAUGAGAAGGGGCGUGAGAAAGCAGUGGAGGAAGCCUUGGAAGCUUUGGAGAUUCUGCAGGAAGCACUGAAGGAGAAGAGAUUCUUUGGAGGAGAGAACAUAGGAUUGGUUGAUAUUGCUGCCAAUUUCAUUGGAUAUUGGGUUGCCAUAUUGCAAGAAAUUGCAGGGUUGGAAUUGCUCACCAUUGAGAAAUUUCCAAAGUUAUACAAAUGGAGCCAAGAGUUUGCCAACCACCCUGUGAUCAAGGACGGCCUGCCUCCUAGAGAUGAAUUGUUUGCUUUCUUCAAAGCUUCUGCGAAGAAGUAG